AAAUCUCCUUGUAUUCUCUAGUAUACCUGGAGCAGAGAGAAGAUUAGUAAACAUUGAACCAGGAAGCUAAAUACAACUCUAGACUAGAAUGGUUCUACAGACUUCAAAGUACAUCUUGUUAUUUAGUCUCGCCUCUUUCUCUCAAGCAAAGACAGUACAAUUGACUAAUUUGGCGCCAAAACCUGGAGUUUACCUGCCAAACCUAGCGCGGUCGCUGGAGUAUACAAAUUUCGGUCACGAUGAGGGAACUCCCCCCAGAAGCAGCAGACAGAAGCGGUUCACAUCAUUCAGAUACAGACCAGAAUUGCUAGAAAACCUUGCCAUGAUCAGCAAUGGGCACAAUAUGUUGGACAGAAUCAGGGGAAUCGUUGGGGACAAAGCUGUUGAUCAGGAGAGAGAUCAGGGAACUGUAUUGAGAGAGAAAAUGAAAGAUCUGAUUAAGCUGAAGAGAGAACAGGCCCUGAGAGAAAAUGAUGAUGUUCAUAGCGCAGAUUCCCAGGAUGAGGCAGAGGCGUAUGUGGCAAAUCUUCUAAGGAUGAGGGGCGUGAAUCUAUCUGGUGCGAGCCGAGACAUCCUAAGGGCCCCUGAACAGUCCGGCAGAAAUCUUCUGAGGACCCCUGACAUGUCGUAUUUGAGCUUGAAAGCGGAUUCUAUUCCGAGGAAGAUGAAUGAGGGGUCCCUGACUCCACGACUGAGAACUAAUGAGGAAAUGCUCCAAUCCCUGAGAUACCAUCAUGCUAAGGAUAAGUUUGAUGGAGUAUCUGAAUACCAACCUAUUGGUAUUUAAACUUGAAUCUGACAGAUAUAUGUAAACCUGGCAUCAAACUAAUAUUGUCAUAUCAUCAAAGAAUUAAACCAUUGAUUGACGUAUAUAUAUAAAUAUGUAAAUUGAUCAUCAGAACGCUUCAUUCAUUGUUAAUCGUUAAUAAAUGUAAUUAACCUAAAUUUAAAGAAAAUAUAUAUAAAAUUGUUUUUACCAAUUGAAACAUC
Messenger RNA from Eurytemora carolleeae, 990 nucleotides. RefSeq lists its product as uncharacterized. The coding region runs from base 89 to 787 and encodes 232 amino acids. The record is from RefSeq and is a predicted model, not a curated record. Lineage: Eukaryota; Metazoa; Arthropoda; Copepoda; Calanoida; Temoridae. The transcript is spliced from 7 exons.